GUUUCCAUUCUGCGCGAGCCGGCGGACGCGGGCCUGGCGCGAAGCCCAUGUGUGCGGAGGCAGUGGAGCCUCACGCGUCCUCUCCGAGCGCUCACGACUGCUUUCCCGCCGUCUGCGGCUCCAGGCUCCUCCCCAGCAGCCCUGUCCCCCCGGCCGGGGAGGUGCUGGCGGGGGCCGCUGGAGGCGUGGGAAAGGAAGGGCCGCGCGGUGCGGGCGGGCGCGGAGGCCCCGGGAUGGCCCCUGUCCGUUCGGCCCAGACACCGGCGCGCGGCGAGAGUGAGAGCCCGGCGGAGACCCAGUCCCUGCCCCUGAGCCCCCAGCAGCCAAGCCGAGACACACACGGCAGGAGGAAAUCUGACCUGAGAGACAGAACAGGAAGGAAGCAGACUUUGCCACCAAUGUCAGAGCUGGACAAUGGCUGGCCCCACCGAGAGGAUAGUCCCAUGUCCAGGCGGCCAGGCCCACCGGCCAAUUGGGACAGUGACUCGGACCACCUACCAGGACGUGAGGCCGAGGACCCUUCCAGUGGGGCGGUAAGAGUGGAUCCUGCAGUUCUGAGCUCUGGUCCCCAGCGCCUGGACGCCAUCCACGCCCCCGGCUGGCCUGAGCUUCAGACCCUCCUGCGGCAGCUCCCUCCACAAGACAGCCAUGAGCGCUAUUGCCUGGCCCUUGCAGAGGAGGAGCGUGCUGAGCUGCAGCUCUUCUGUGCUCAGAGGAAGCAGGAGGCCCUGGGACAGGGGGUGGCGCGCCCAGUCUCUCCGUGGCUCGAAGGCCACACCUGUGAGAAGUGCAGGCAGCCGCUGAAGCCAGGCGAGUACGGAGUGUUCGCAGCUCGGGCAGGGGAGCAGCACUGCUGGCACCGGUCUUGCUUUACCUGCCAGGCCUGUGGCCAGACCUUGGUAAGCCUCAUCUACUUCUACCGCGAUGGGCAUCUCUACUGUGGCCGUCAUCACGCCGAAUUGCUGCGGCCGCGCUGCCCAGCUUGUGACCAGCUGAUCUUCUCCCCGCGCUGCACCGAGGCGGAGGGACGGCGCUGGCACGAGAACCACUUCUGCUGCCAGGACUGCGCCGGGCCCCUGGGUGGAGGCCGUUAUGCCCUGCCGGGGGGCAGCCCCUGCUGCCCCAGCUGUUUCGAGAGCCGCUACUCGGACGCGUGCUCGAGCUCGGCCGGGGCGCUGGAAGGGCGGGCGACCCUUGGGGAAGAGGGACCCAAACGAACUGAACGCAAGGAUCGCUCCUCGAUGAACACCAACAGUGCAGCCCUUCUCGCCGCAGCCGCCAGCUCCAGCCUGGAAACCCAGCAGGGGCAGGAGUGCCGAGCUGGGGCCGAGGCAGAGGGACCCAGGAAGCGGGAACAAGGCCAUCUAGAGACGCCCCCUGAUCCGAGGGAGGAUGUCCCCUGCUCCACCUGCUCCUCCUCCUCUGACUCUGAACCCGAAGGCUUUUUCUUGGGCCAGCCUCUUCCCCGGUCCCGGAAGACCCCUGGAAGCCCCCAAGCAGGGGACAGAGCCACCUCCAGGAAGCACUGCACCAUUUGCUAGUGGCACAGACCGGAGACGGCGGGGAAUAGGGUGGGAGGGAUCUUGUGAGGCGAGAGCACCAGGCGCUCCUCCCCUUACAAAACUCCUAAGAUGAAAGCAAUCGGGGCCGAGCCUGGGAGUUACAAACUGCGACCCCUUUUAGCACAGCGCGUUCUACGACUUUGGAUGGAGACUUUCUUGGAAACCCCAUUCCCCAAGGCUACGCUUUCCGGGCAGAGCCGGCCCCUACCCCACCCCCGCGGGCUGGGACAGCCCAGCAUCCUCCUCUGGAGCCAUUGAAAUGAU
Molecule: messenger RNA, 1826 nt
Organism: Lepus europaeus (European hare)
Lineage: Eukaryota; Metazoa; Chordata; Mammalia; Lagomorpha; Leporidae
Gene: PRICKLE4
Product: prickle planar cell polarity protein 4
Exons: 8
Coding region: 48-1541 (497 amino acids)
Molecular function (GO): zinc ion binding
Source: RefSeq, a predicted model, not a curated record